AUGGCUUCAGAUAUAGAGUUGAUUUCCACUGCAACUGACUCUUCUGAUGAUGACGAUUUGGAAAUCAUUUCUGUUCGGCCGAAAACAUCUGCCGAUUCACAUAAGAGACCGCGACGAGACGAGCAGGAAUCUGCUAUAAGUACACCUAAAAAAAAGCGCGUACUCGAACAAAACGAAUCCCCCGACGCUUCGUCUUCCUCCGAUGACAACAUCCUCGACGAUGAAUUCAACGAUGGUGAAGCCGCAUACCAACAAUUCAAGAGUCGGAAAAGCAUCCAACGAAAACGAGCCUCCCUAAGCGCGCGUCGAGCACGAAAAGGAAAAGGAAAAGAACAAGAAAGCGAUUCUAAAACAAAAAGAAGAAGGUCAGCGCCCGCUCGCGAUUCACUCGUUGGUCGACUUCCCGCAGAAUCAGCGUCGGCAGCAUCGCGGAAAUCAAAAUGGCCCACGAGAGAUUACACAGAAGACCUCGUAUCCUCCGAAGACGAUUUAAUGGAACAUACACUCCCAGACUUCCUACAACAGCGACGGUCCCAAUUCGAUGCGCGCAUGAACCGUCUCAAGGAAGCUGGGUUGCGAUUACCACCCAACUUUGACAAUGUCGAGUUCUCGGAUGAUGAAAACCUAGAAUUCUUAAAGGAGAAGCCUUCGUUUAGAGACGUGGUGCCCCCGAAGCCAUACCAGGAUGUUCCACUGCCGUUUUCGCUGGGCCUUAUUCCGGCGCCUAUUGCGCAGUGGUUGAGGGAUUAUCAGGUUGAAGGGGCUGCCUUUCUUCAUAAGCUGUUUGUUUAUCAAAAGGGUGGCAUAUUGGGUGAUGAUAUGGGCUUGGGUAAAACGGUGCAGGUCAUUGCCUUUCUCACCGCGGCGUACGGCAAAACGGGAGACGAACGAGAUAUGAAACGGAUGAGGAAACUGAGGCGCAGUGGAGAUAAUGUUUGGUAUCCUUGCACAUUGAUCGUGUGUCCUGGCACACUGAUUGAGAACUGGAAGUCCGAGUUACAGCGCUGGGGAUGGUGGGCCGUUGGAGUGUUUCAUGGUGAUAGAAAGGAAGAAGCGCUGCAAGCUGCCAAGGCUGGUAGAUUGGAGAUUCUUAUCACGACAUAUGUGACGUAUCGCAUGAAUAAGGAUGCGAUUAAUAUGGUGGAAUGGGACUGCGUGGUUGCCGAUGAAUGCCACCAAAUCAAGGAGCGGAAGUCUGAGACCACUAUAGCGAUGAACGAGAUUAAUGCCCUGUGUCGAAUCGGGCUUACGGGCACGGCCAUUCAGAACAAGUACGAGGAGUUGUGGACACUCUUGAACUGGACGAAUCCGGGAAAGCUGGGCCCGGUUACCGCGUGGAAGAGAGCUGUCGCAGACCCUUUGAAGAUCGGUCAAUCCCACGAUGCUACUUUAUAUCAACUGAGCAAAGCACGGAAGACGGCUAAGAAGCUUGUCCAAAAUUUGCUUCCGGAGUUCUUCCUUCGACGUAUGAAGACGUUGAUCGCGGAUCAGCUGCCCAAAAAAAGCGAUAGGGUAGUUUUCUGUCCGUUAACAGACACUCAAGCCGAUGCCUACGAGAACUUCUUGAAUAGCGAUGCACUGGUCUAUAUCAAGAAUGCAUCAGAAAUGUGUGACUGUGGCUCACGAAAGAAAUCCGGCUGGUGCUGCUACAAAUUUCUACCGUCUGGCCAGAAAUGGCAAAACUACGUGUUUCCAGCUAUACAGAAUCUGCAGAAACUUAGCAAUCACCUUGCGAUUCUCAUACCUCAAGGACAAGACCCGCGCGAAAAGCAAGACAAAGACCUAGAAAUGCUACAACUUGCGGUUCCGGAUCAAUGGCGCGAGCUCUAUCAAACUCGAGACUCGAUUAUCAACUAUGCCAACCCAGAAUUCUGUGGGAAAUGGAAAGUCCUCCGCAAGCUGUUGAAAUGGUGGCAUGCCAAUGGCGACAAAGUCCUGGUGUUUUCACAUAGUGUUCGACUUUUGAAAAUGCUUCAAAUGCUUUUCAAUCACACGAGUUAUAAUGUCAGCUACCUGGACGGAGCCAUGUCUUACGAAGACCGAGCGAAAGUUGUUGAUGAGUUCAACUCAGAUCCUCAACAAUUCGUGUUUCUGAUUUCGACGCGUGCAGGAGGUGUUGGGCUAAAUAUUGUGUCUGCUAAUAAAGUCGUUGUGGUCGAUCCUAAUUGGAACCCUUCUCAUGAUCUACAAGCGCAGGACCGGGCGUAUCGAAUAGGACAACAUAGAGAUGUCGAAGUAUUUCGACUGAUUUCUGCAGGCACAAUCGAAGAGAUUGUCUAUGCUCGUCAGAUCUACAAACAGCAACAGGCUAAUAUUGGAUACAAUGCCAGCACGGAACGAAGGUAUUUCAAGGGAGUGCAGGAGAAGAAGGACCAGAAGGGUGAAAUCUUUGGUCUUUCUAACCUAUUCGAGUAUCAGAAUAACAAUAUUGUUCUGCGAGAUAUAGUCAAUAAGACCAAUAUUGCCGAGAAUAAAGCCGGUGUGCAAGUCGUCGGCGUUGAGUUGGAACAGGACGAGGACGCAGAUGUACCCGACAAUGUGACAGUCCGAUCUGGCAGUACGGGUGAUGACGAUGAUGACGGGACCAUCAGCCAGAUAGCGGCUUUGAUUCGUGGUGAUACUCCAUCAUCGACUACAGCAACUACAACCUCAUCCCUUCAAGAAAGCAAAAAACACGACCCAAUACACGCCAUCCUCGCCGGUGCCGGCGUUGAAUACAGCCAUCUCAACAACGAAGUCAUCGGCUCUUCCAAAGUCGAAGAACGUCUCAGCCGUCGCGCCGAACAGGCCAAUGACCCAUUACAAGGCGACAUGCAAGUAUUCAACUCAUCCUCUCAACCCAACAACACACUCACAAGCAACAAGUUAAGUAAUUACGAAAACCUGAAAAUACGCACCAGAGACGGCAGCAAGACAAUCAAAUUCAAGUUCCGUCCUCCGGAAGACGUGCGCAAACGCCAGUUUUGCAGCAUGGCGCAGAAAUUCGGGUUUCCGAAUGCGACCGAGUUUGCGCUUGUGGUUGAAGGAAUGACGCAGGCGCAGAGACGGGCUUGUCUUGAGAGGUGGUAUAGGGAUAGGAGGGAGAUGCUUCUCAAGGAAGGGGAGCAGGAUGUUGAGAUUCAAGAAGUUGAGGUGGAGGUUAAGUCUGAGGAGAAUGUUAAGACUGAAGGGGGCGGCUAG
Molecule: messenger RNA, 3180 nt
Organism: Talaromyces marneffei
Lineage: Eukaryota; Fungi; Ascomycota; Eurotiomycetes; Eurotiales; Trichocomaceae
Exons: 2
Coding region: 1-3180 (1059 amino acids)
Molecular function (GO): ATP-dependent chromatin remodeler activity; ATP binding
Source: RefSeq, a predicted model, not a curated record